Penicillium salamii is the source of this 1488-nucleotide messenger RNA. Lineage: Eukaryota; Fungi; Ascomycota; Eurotiomycetes; Eurotiales; Aspergillaceae. The record is from the annotation of a GenBank genome assembly.
AUGCUGCUCCUCUCGCUAUCUCUCAUAGACUGUUUUUACGUCGGCAUUGCCGCUCUUUUGAUUCGUUUUCUAAUCACCUUGAUCAAAUCCCCUCGUUUGGCUAUACCAGGGCCAAUUCUAGGCCGAUUCACAAAUUUAUGGUAUCUGUGGCAGAUGAAACGGGGUGACUUCCACUAUACCAAUAUCAAACUCCAUGAGAAGAAUGGCAACGUCGUUCGCAUUGCUCCCAACUACUACAGUAUCUCCGACGCCUCGGCCGUCAAGACCAUCUAUGGCCAUGGAGCCAAGUUCGAAAAGUCCGCCUGGUACGACGCAUGGAACUUCGGUCCUACAGCCACCAUGACGAAUCUCUUCUCGGAGCGCAAUUCCAAGAAGCAUGCCGAGAGUCGCAGGAAGGUCGCUUCGAUGUAUUCCAUGACUUCGCUGGUGGCUUACGAGCCAGCAGUGGACAAUUGCAUUGAGAUUUUCAAAGAGCGGCUCCUCGAGUUUUCGAAACAAGGAUCCAUCAUUGAUAUGGCGCAUUGGAUGCAAUGUUAUGCAUUUGAUGUUAUUGGGGAAAUCACUUUCGGCAGUCGAUUCGGCUUCCUGGAAGCAGGAAACGACAUCGGAGGUGUGAUGGAGUCGAUCGAUUCUGGCCUCACAUCUAGUUCCUACCUCGGGCUCUAUAGCUGGCUCUACCCUUUCUUCCUCUGGGCUUCACAGCGUCUCCAAGGCGCAGGCCCGUCAUACGCUACUCAGUUCACUUUCCAACAUAUCCAACAAACAAAAGCGACUAUGAAGAAUCAUCGCGCAGAUCUCCCGUCGCAUAUGGCUAUGAAACUCGUUCAAAAACAGGCUCAGAAUCCGCAUGACAUGUCUGAUUGGGAUAUUCUCGCCACUGCAGCAUCGAAUGUUGGGGCUGGCAGUGAUACGACUGCAAUCAGUCUGUCUUCGACUCUAUACUAUCUUAUCCGGGCCCCUGGUUGUCUGGAGAAACUGCGGAAAGAGAUUGAAGAGUCAGGUGUCGGUCCCAAUCCCACGUUCAAAGAGACGCAGGCAAUGCCGUAUCUUCAGGCAGUUUUGAAGGAAGCAUUCCGGGUUCAUCCUGGAACAGGAUAUCCGCUUUUCCGGGUUGUUCCCAGCGGUGGCGAGGUGAUAGCUGGGCAAUUCUUCCCAGCAGGAGUCAACGUCGGGAUAAACAGCUGGGUCUCACACUAUGAUAAAGAGAUCUAUGGUCAUGAUGCAGAUGUCUUCAGGCCUGAACGAUGGCUUGAAUCCAGCAAAGAACAGCUCACUGUCAUGGAACAAAGCUUCAUGCCAUUUGGAGCUGGCUCCAGGACUUGUAUCGGCAAGAAUAUCUCUUUGCUGGAGAUGGCAAAAUUGAUACCCAUUUUGGUAAGGGACUUUGACUUUGAACUGAGCCAGACUGUGCAGAGAAGCUGGACAACAAGGGCGCGAUGGUUCGUAAAGCCCAUGGAUUUCGAGGUCAAGAUUCGGGAAAGAAAUUAG